UUACGAUUAAUAAAUAUUUUUUAUUGCCUUUAUUAGUUUACUAAAAAUGAAAUGCCACUAGUUUAAGUUAACCAAAACAACAGUCUAAAGAUAUCAAAACAAGACAAUACGUAUGUAAAAACAGGACAGUUUCCAGAGUUGACUACAGUGCAUCACUUAUAACCAAAAUGCUAAAAUCAGUUUUCUUGUGUAUACUUCUACUCCAGUGCUAUAAGAGAUGCUCAAGUUAUGAUCACAGCUGUCAGGCUGUUGCUUGUGAUGAUAUUAGAAAUUACUGGCCAAAUACAUCAUCAGAUCAUUAUAAGAUAGUAGGCAAAGGAGGCACAACUUAUAAUAUCUACUGUGGACAAGACAGGUGUGGUUCAGGAGGGUGGACAAGACUAGCGUAUCUCAACAUGUCUGAUCCUACACAGAGUUGUCCUUCUGGGUUUAGACUGUACCAGUCAGGAGGAGUUAGAGCUUGUGGUAGACCAGCAACAAAUGAUGGUAGCUGUGCUUCAGUUCAAUUCCCAUCUAAUGGUAUUAGGUAUUCUCAGAUAUGUGGUAGAGUAGUGGGAUAUCAAUAUAGUUCACCUGAUGGACUGAUUGGGGGAAAUCAGGAUAACAUUAAUGGUUCAUAUGUUGAUGGUGUUAGUAUUACACGUGGAUCUCUUCGUAAUCAUGUCUGGACACUAAUUGCUUCAUGGUCACAUAAUUACUGUCCUUGUUCCACUGGAGGCAGUGCCUAUCCAGUACCACCUUUUAUUGAGACUCAUUAUUUCUGUGAAUCAGCCUCAGGUCAACUUUUUGCAAAUAUACUAUGGGAUGGUCAAGAUUGUCGUUAUAGUGACAAAGCUUGUUGUUCAGCUCCUGGUAUCCCAUGGUUUCACAGAGACUAUGGUAACACUACCACUACUGAUUACAUCGAGUUGAGGGUGUGUGGAGAUGAGGGAACUGAUAAUGAAGACAUACCUGUUGGAUACUAUGAGAUUUAUAUCAAGUGAACUAUUGUAAUUGUAUAAAAAAUAAACCUCAUUGCAUUAGCACUAUCAAUAAUAAUUCACAGGAUGUUAUGUAUACAUUAAUAACCUAUAAAAUUAAUUGCAGCAACUAAGCAAGUACUAUCCUAGCACACAUCAUGCCUUGAUAAUUUUGUCAUCCAUAAAAUGUAAUACUGAACUAAAGU
Messenger RNA from Amphimedon queenslandica, 1165 nucleotides. RefSeq lists its product as uncharacterized. The coding region runs from base 168 to 983 and encodes 271 amino acids. The record is from RefSeq and is a predicted model, not a curated record. Lineage: Eukaryota; Metazoa; Porifera; Demospongiae; Haplosclerida; Niphatidae. The transcript has 2 exons.